AUGACGCUUUUUGGGAAAAUUGUUGUCAUUAAGAGGAAUGGGACUGAUGGAAUUAGUUUUCCACUCACUGCAAGUUCUUGUUUAUUUGGAAGGAGAACAGAGUGUGAUAUUCGCAUCCAGUUGCCUCAGGUCUCAAAAGAACAUUGUAAAAUUGAAGUAAAUGAAAACAAGGAGGCAAUAUUGACUAAUUUAAGUACAGUAAAUCCCACGCAGCUGAAUGGGGCUGGUUUCCAGCAGCCUGUGCCUCUGAAGCAUGGCGAUGUGGUAACCAUUAUUGAUCGAUCUUUCAGAUUUGAAUAUCCUCUGCAAGCAACUCCAAGAAGGAGGCGUUGCCGGUCUCCAAAAGAUGAAACACUGCAGUUGAAAGCUAAGCUAAUCCAUCAGUCUAAUAAAAGGCAAAAUUCUGUGUCUCCCUUUUCUAAACUCUAUGAAAAGUUGAAAAAAGAGAUUAAAGUGAAAAAAGCUCUUCCUGGGGGAAAUGCAUCUCAAGAAGCUGCAAUAGGAGAUGGGAAGAGGGUUCCUCUAGAACCAAGCUCUCAGAUUUCAUUGUCAGAUUGUGUUUCUGAUCUUGAAAACCUGUCUAAAGAACAAGAAAGAGGCAGAAGUGAAAACAUUGAAAAAUGUAAGGUAGAAAUCGAGCAAGAUGCUGUCAAUUCAGAGUUUAACCAGGUCUCAGCUGUCAGAAGUGCUACCAAGAAGAGUUUUACCAAAAGUCCUCGAAGAUCCAUUUCGAAGGUGUCAAGAGAUACUGGUGAAAGAAGUCACUUGCAGGAUCAUAAGGAGCUAAGUACAGCAGGAAAGUCUGAAAGUACUGAAGUUAUAACCAAGCCCAGUCAGGAGAAGGAUGGAAAUGCAGUGUUUUCACUGAAGCAGUGCUCUAUAGAAUGCUUGGAUUAUGCAGCUGAAAUGAACAUGCACAGCUCUGCACCAGCACUGGAUGAACCAGCACAACCAGGUAACACCACAACCGUUCCUGAUGUUGACCAGUAUGUUCUGUCUACACCAACAUCCAGAAGGAAGAGUCCUCGGUCUUUUGUAUCACCCACCAGAGAAAGUAGUGGAAUGAACCCUGUAAUCACUGAUAUUCCAACACCUCGACGGCAUGUGUCACUGGAACGUAAGUCUCUGUCAGGAGUUUCAGCUGAAACUCAAAGGGAAGAUUCACUGUCCAUAAGUAACAGCCUCAAACAACUGCCUUUGGCAGAAAUCAAGUGCUUAAAACAAAGACGAGGCAGUAAACAGCAUACACCAGGAAAACCUGAUGAAGUGCUGAAAGAGAUUUGUGACCAGGCAAACUUCGUGACCUCAAAAGAGGAACAUUCUGAACCUCCUGCCUCUUCUAAUUCCAAGAGUCCCAGAAGAAAUAACAGAGAAAGUCAAGAAUUAUCAGACAAAAGUGUCCAUUUGGAGACACUGGCUUCAGAAGAGUUCAAAUCAGAACUGGCAUCUCCUGCUAGUCACAAAUGUGGCUCUGGCAGAAAAAGAGGUAGGCCGAGGAGCUCUGGGCUGCUCACAGGGAAAGCAUUGGAGACAAAUCCCUCUCUAGAGCACCACGAUAAACCUACAGACAGAAAAGACAGUGGAAUGAACGAAGAGGUGGCCACCAAGGGGGAUCACGAGGAGCAAGGUUUGGAAGAUGCUGGAGUAACAAGACCUCGUAGAUCGUCAUCGAAGAGGAGGUCUUCUGGAGGCGCUGGUCUACUGAAAGACACUGAGGCUGUCUCAGAAAUGAAUAUUUCUGACCUGUUGGCUGGGGAAGAAUCAGGCAAGACAACAAAGAUGUCUCCGAAGAGGAAAAGUGGUGAUGUGUUACUUCAGCCUUUAGGAAAAAGAAAGAGAGUGUCUUUUGGUGGUCACUUGAGCCCAGAGCUUUUUGAUAAAAGUUUGCCUCCCAACUCACCACUUAAAAGAGGUGCCAUUCCCGCCCGGCUGAGCCUGCCCUUUGGAAACUCUCCACGUGCUGUCCUCAAAAAGGCUCAGGGACUGAAGCACUUUGCAGACCAGGAAUUUCCUGAACAUUUGCAGAAAGAAAAAAUGUCACCAAGAAAUCUGUCAACUGAGAAGUCCCCAGGUGCCUCGUCCCCUUCCUCUGGGAGGACAACACCUAAACUGCCUUCAGGCUCUCCAGCACCUUACAGAAAGGGACGUUUCUCUGUGUCUCACAUCACGGCACCAUUACCCAUUGUAGAAGAGAGAGAUGUUGUUGCAGAAGACAUGAAUACAGAGGAGGAAGAUGGUGCCUCAGUGAAAACACCUGAAUCUUCUCUUGUUAACCAAAAUGAUAAACCCUUUUUAGUGGCUACACCUGACAAACAAACCAGAAGUGCCCAACUUGCUCUGAAGGUCACUCCCAUGAAGAGCAGAACUGGGGCUGUAGCAAUUAUCAACGCAAAAAGAAGAAGUGGAGCCUCCAGUGCCAAUCUGUUAGUGGCAAAAUCUUGGGCAGAAGUGGUAAAAUUGGGUGUCGCAAGACCACAGGCAAAGGCUGCUAAAAAGAGGGUUAGGAAAGGAAGAUUCCUGAAGAAAACAAACCAGUCAUCAAAGACUCCAGAAAGCAAAAUAAAAGGUCAUUUUAGCACAGGACAUGCAGAGUCACCUGCUACAAUAGUUGUGGGUAGAGCUUAUUCCACCACAGUCAGAACAACUGGACGGGCCCCUAAAGUGGUGACAAACCCUAUCAUGAAGCUAAACAUGAACAUGGACGAAAGCUUCACAGGAAUGGCUGAAAUGUUUCAAACUCCAGAAAAUCUGAGUGGGAAAACAUCACCUUUGGCUGCUGCUCAGAAGAUGGAUUUUACACCAACUUGUGCUGCAGCGGAUAUUUCUGAGCUGCAGACUCCUGAGGAAACUGGAGAGAUGAUGGUGUCACCGUUGAAUAGUUCAGAUGUUUCAGAACAGAAACAAGAUAGUCCAGUCAUCUGUCACUUUUUGAGGGAGGAGUCAUCUCUGAAGUCUGCGUUUGAUGCAAUAGCCACAAAAACUCCUGAAAGAAGAAAUGCUAUGCUGGAAGAAAAUACUAGUGGGAAUAGUUUGUCAGCAAGCCCAGAAAACCAAACGUCUCGGGUGAAAUCUGGAAGUAGAAGGAGGACUCCAAAGCAGAAGUUGGAGCCAGCUGAGGUUAUAUCAGGCAUCAAACAGUUUUUAAGGACCCCAGAGCAAAGGUCAGAACCAGCAGAGGCCUUAUCGGGCAUCAGGCAGCUCAUGAAGACCCCGAAGCAGAAGUCAGAGCCUGUAGAGGCUUUGUCAGGAAUUAGGCAGCUCAUGAAGACCCCGAAGCAGAAAUCAGAGCCUGUAGAGGCUUUGUCAGGAAUUAGGCAGCUCAUGAAGACCCCGAAGCAGAAGUCAGAGCCUGUAGAGGCUUUGUCAGGAAUUAAGCAGCUCAUGAAGACCCCGAAGCAGAAGUCAGAGCCUGUAGAGGCUUUGUCAGGCAUCAGGCAGCUCAUGAGAACCCCAAAGCGUAAGUUGGAGCCUGUAGAGGCCUUGUCAGGAAUCAAGCAGCUCCUGAGGACACCGAAGCAGAAGUCAGAGCCUGUAGAAUCUUUAUCAGGUAUCAGGCAGCUCAUGAAGACCCCAAAGCAGAAGUCAGAGCCUGUGGAGGCCUUGUCAGGCAUCAAGCAGCUCCUGAGGACACCAGAGCAAAAGUCAGAGCCAGCUGAAGUCCUGUCAGGCAUCAAGCAGCUCAUGAGAACCCCAAAGCGUAAGUUCCAGCCUGUAGAGGCUUUGUCAGGCAUCAGGCAGCUCAUGAAGACCCCAAAACAGACGGUGGAGCCUGUAGAGGCCUUGUCAGGCAUCAGGCAGCUCCUGAGGACACCAGAGCAAAAGUCAGAGCCAGCUGAGGUCCUAUCAGGCAUCAAGCAGCUCAUGAGAACCCCACAGCGGAAGCCAGAGCAGGUCGAGGUCCUGUCAGGCAUCGAGCAGCUGCUGAGGACCCCACAGCAGAAGCCAGAGCCAGUUGAGGUCCUGUCUGGCAUUAAGGAGCUCAUGAAGACCCCAGAGCAAGAGUUGGAACCUGUUACAGAUGAAAGUGCCUUUAAAAGAUUGCUGAAGCCUCCAGUACAAAACAGGGAAGCACUUAAAGGUGUUACUUUAACCAAGAAAACCCCAAAGGUGAAAUAUCAACCAGUAGAAGACAUGAUUGGGGUCAGCCGCAUUUUCAAGACACCAAAGGACAAAGCUGAACCCAUAGAAAAUGCGUUUGGUAUUAGUAGAUUAGUGAAGACUCCAAGAGAGAAGUAUCAACCAGUUGAGGUUUUUGUGGGUCUGCAAAGGCUUAUGGCAGAGCCCAGACAAAAAUACUCCGACUCUGAAGUGGACUAUGCUGGAGUUACAGAGAUGUUUGAUGCACCAGAGGAAACUGAGGUGAGAUCAGUAAAAGCUAUGGAUUCCAAGCAAGAAGAUGCUGCACCUCUUUGUACUACUUCCACUCCUAAAAGUGGUAAAUGCAAAUACGUUAACUAG
Molecule: messenger RNA, 4458 nt
Organism: Nestor notabilis (Kea)
Lineage: Eukaryota; Metazoa; Chordata; Aves; Psittaciformes; Psittacidae
Gene: MKI67
Product: marker of proliferation Ki-67
Exons: 13
Coding region: 1-4458 (1485 amino acids)
Biological process (GO): regulation of mitotic nuclear division; regulation of chromosome segregation
Cellular component (GO): chromosome; nucleus
Molecular function (GO): protein binding
Source: RefSeq, a predicted model, not a curated record